Alternaria alternata is the source of this 637-nucleotide messenger RNA. RefSeq lists its product as hypothetical. Lineage: Eukaryota; Fungi; Ascomycota; Dothideomycetes; Pleosporales; Pleosporaceae. Bases 35 to 637 code for a protein of 200 amino acids. The record is from RefSeq and is a predicted model, not a curated record. The transcript has 3 exons.
CCUGACUUGGCUCCAGGCCCGCUGUCGUCCAACAAUGUUUCUUCUACAGCACCCUCAUAGCCCCGCCGGUCCCGCACCACGCUGCUCUCUAUCCGCCUCGCAAUCCUGCACGCGCACCAGCGCCGCCACGUCAAGUGAGUCGACUACGCCAUCGUCAUUCUUCCCACGCGGCCUGACAAACGGUGAUACCUGGCGCCUUGACAUAUUCGAGGGCGACGAGUGGGCGGGGGGUCAAAAAGACAUCUCGAGACAGCUUGAGAGCGGUGGCCAGGCUGAGGGGAAGGCGCUUGCUGGCGCUGUCUAUGGGCUGCAUAGCGGACUACCAGCUCGUGACAACUUCGCUUUGCGGCGAGCGUUCGUCAUGCAGAUGGUGCAGCGAACCACCACACAGACUCUACAGCUCGAACUCUCACGCAGUUUGAGCAGCGAUCUUAGCUUACUUGCCAUCAUAGCAUCAUCUGCGCACUAUUCUGCCAUGUCCGGCUCCUCGACCCAGGCGGAGUAUCGUAGUAUCUGUGCGCUGCAGCAAGGCAGCCACAAACAAGAGGACCGCAAGCGAGACGAUCUCAACUCAAUCAACAACAAUUACUGCUCCUCCACACGCAUGACACACGAGCACAACUCGCCCUCAAACUAG